UUUCACCUUCCAGUACUACAGAGUAUGAUGUAAGCUGCAAGCGGGCCUGGACCUUUUGGCCAGAGGACUCUAUGCAGCAGUCCCUUUAUGAACAAGUUGCUCAGUUGAGUCAUCCAUUGGCAUGUUGCUUUAUGGUCAUUUCAUUGUGGGAUCAUUUGCUGGAGCGAAGUGUGUUCCCUGCUUCAUCUUUCACUCUCUGAUGUGAUCCUGCCAUCCCUUCCUUACUAUGUGAUUCCUGAGUUACAGAACCAGAGAAUGGUAGGGGUGUGAAGGGACCUUUAGAGAUCAUGUAGUCUAGCCCCGUGUUGUGUCUUGCUCACCAAGACACAAGUCAGUGCACUACUGUUUCUGAUGCUGGGAAUUGCUUUUUCCAGCCAUAUGGUGCAGAAAGAACCUGCUAUUACCAGGGCUCAGGCUGAGAUUAAAAACUAGAAUGGGCAACUCUGAAGUUAAGGACAAGGGCACUGGCUCAGCCUGCAUAAACUACACAGCCUCUUUCUACCUGGGAAGUGAGGAGCACAGCACCUAAUGGUUAACAUGGAGUUCUGGGUUAACUCUUGUGCCAUUUCAGGGCUUGGACCACUAUGACUUCAGCUGGACCAUCACCCAAACGCAAGCUCGAAAUGGUUCCUAGGAAAUUUUAAAGCCCAGGUGAAAAUUAUUGCUCACAACCAAAGAGAUUAGACUUAAACUACCAAUCUAUCAUUUUGGUCCAUUUUUAGCCACCCCAAUCAGUCCCAGAAAUCCAGAAGGGUAAGAAAAUAGCAAGGGGCUCCAGGGUGAGUCUGAAAUUGAGCUCUGACUUGCUGUCUUAGCCUUGUGAGGCAGCUCAUAACAGCCCAAUCUCCAGCUGGUGCCAGGGUAUUCCUUUUUCCUUGAAUUCCUGCUGCAUGCUUGUGAGCAGAGCUUUGUCUGUGCUGCUGUCACUAACAAGCACAUUUGCUCUGCCUGCUCCUGGCAUAGUAUGGCAUGCCUUGCCUUGCUACUAAACAUUAAGCUAAAGGUGCAAACAGCCUUAUCAUAAAAGGACACAGAUCUCUGAUGGUAUGUUAGCCUUGUAACUACUACUAAGUGCCUUUGCAUGUCAGCCCAUCAAUCCCUGCUGUAUCUGUACAUAUUCAAAAUGGAAGUUUUUCAGAAGCAGACAAACAAUACAAUACACCAAGUCUAGCAUUGGAUUUCCUAGAAUCAUAGAUUUUUUUCAGCUGGAAGAGACCUUUAAGGUCAUUGAGUCCAGCCUUUGUCCCAGCCCUAUCAACCACUAGACCAUUUCCCUAAGUGUGACAUCCAGCCAUCUCUUAAACACCUCCAGGGACGGUGACUCCAGCACCUCCCUAGGCAGCCUGUUCCAAUGCCCGACAACCCUUUCAGGAAAGAAAUUCCUCCUCAUAUCCAGCCUGAACCUCUACUGGCACAACUUGAGGCCAUUUCCUCUUGUUCUAUUGCUUGGUACUAGGGAGAACAGACUGACCCCUGCCUUGCUACGGGUUCCUUUCAGGGAGCUGUAGAGAGCGAUAAGGUCUCCCCUGCACCCUCUUUUCUCCAGGCUAAACAGCCCCAGGUCCCUCAGCUAUUCCUCACAGGAGACGUGCUACAAAUCCUUUCCUAGCUUGACUGCCCACCUCUACAGCCUCUCCAGCACCUCAAUGUCUUUCUUAUAGAGAGGGGUCCAAAACUGGACACAGUAUUCAAGAUGCAGCCUCACCAAAGUCAAGUACAGGGAAUGAUCACCUCCCUCCUCCUGCUGACAACACUGUUCCUGAUACAGGCCAGGAUGCCAGAGCAGGACCUCCUACAGUAGGUCACACAGGAACUCAUCCAGGUGGGAUUGAACGUCUCCAGAGAAGGAGACUCAGCAACCCAUAUGGGCAGCCUGUUCCAGGGAUUAAACACAGAAGAUGCAGUUCUUAUGGCUUGGUCUAAUAUAUCCAUUACAAUUACAGUACUUGCCCCACCUCAAUUGUUUGCGCAUGCCUGGUCUGCCAUUCUCCUUAGAGUCGGAAGGAGGCGCUCCAGAGCUGUUGCUAAAAUGCUAAAUGCUAAUUCCUAAAUGCAAAGGCAAUCGCUAUCUGGCACCGGUCUUUUCUGUGUCUAACGUGCUGAUUAGUCACCCACUGAAUGUGGAUGUUGUCAAACCUCACAUCUUCUACAUUUGCUGGUAUUUUAAAUCUGGAGAAAAUAGAGAUCUUCAGCUGUUUUCUGGUGGGUCCCCAAAAUACUCCAGUCAGGCUACUUGUGAUCGGUGGUAUUGCUCAAGACCCCUAGCAGCUACCUGGGUAUGCAGCAUCACCUUGCCAGAUUUUUUUUCUCUCUUUUUUGUUUCUGAAUUUCUAGUAAAUUUGCACACUGUCUGCAGUGUUUCUCUGUUUAUAUGUCCACAUGCUUACUUGAAAGGACAUCACUAAACUCAAGAGUACUCCUAAAGACAACUGGGACUGGUGCAAUCCCUUCCUCCAAGACUGAUCAGAUAUGUUGCUGUGUUCCAGCUUGAUGUACCGUAAAAGUAGCUUUUCAAUAGUUUAAUGGUACAAGCUGGUUGAAGUUGCACUACAAAGAAAGAAGGGAAGAUAUAUCACAGUGUACUUUGCUUUACCUUGUGAAGCUAGAUUUUGGAUAGUGUGAUAUAUGUCAUGUUCAUUACAUAUUCUGUCUCAUCUCAUCUGUACCAGAUUCUCCAGCCCAGCCCCAGUCUUGAUGUCUCUAUCACUGGAUCCCAUGCUAAGAGGUGCAGCUCUCUCCCUUGCUUCCCCAGUGAUGAUCGAGGAACCAAUGAGGAGAGGUGUGCUACUGGACCUGGUACUGACGAAUAAGAAGGGCCUGGUUGGGGAUGUGAAGGUUGGAGGCAACCUCGACUGCACCGACCAUGAGAUGGUAGAGUUCAAGAUCCUGUGUAGAAGAGGCAGGACAUGAAGCAGGACUGUGACCAGGGAUUUCCGGCGAGCCGACUUCGGCCUCUUAAAAGAUCUACCUGGACAAAUCUCAUGGGAUAUGAUUCUAGAAGACAGAAGUGCCCAUGAGAGCUGGUCAAUCUUCAAGUACCACUUCCUCCAAGCCCAGGAUCAGUGUGUCCCAAUGUGCAAAAAAGGAGGAAAAGGAUGGUAGGAGGUCUCCAUGGAUGAGCAAGGAUCUGCUGGGAUAACUCAGGCAGAAAGCAGCCAUCUAUGAGAGGUUCCUUGGUCCAUUGAAGAAAUUUUUGUGAGAUCUGCAAAUGUAGCCAGUACUUGUCACACUCUCUGAGGGUCUCAGCACCUGCCUAUUUCUGCGUUCCUGUAAGAAGCAUUGUCUUCCUCUCACUGGAGUAGUGUUCUCAUUGUGGAAGAAGAGUGGCAGACAUAUCAUAUCAUAUCAGCAGAAGGAUCAAUGCCUGAGUCCAGGACAAGGACCAAUGUCCCCAGUGACAUCUUCCUCUUAUCACUGGGGAUCUACACAAUGGAUGAUGCAGGGUCAUUCAUCGCACCCUAAUGCAGGCUACAUGAGCAGAUAAUUGACUGCAGGCAUUGGUGCCUAUAUGGGAAUACAGGUUCCUGUACCAAGGACUUUAGAGAAAAAGGAAGUGCCAGACCAUAGUUACAGGCGCUCUCAGAGGCAGUAACCUCUCGAAAACCUUGUCCAGCUGAGCGGUGACUUCUGUGGUGUCUUGAAAACAGGGACAGUUUACCAGGCUAAAAAUGAUUUACAGGAUUCAGCCAGCUGGUGUAUGGAGGGAGGGGGAAACAGAUCACAACAGUUGUCUUGAGAGAGCGUGCUCUGAUGAAGCAAGAUUGACAAGGAUGUCCAACUGCCUGCCAAAACUGACCACAGCAGUGAUGAGCCACAAGAUCAGAGUUCUGUUUAUCCUCACCAUUUCAUUUGUGUCCAUUAUCUCUGUCCUGUUCUACUGGAAAACUGGGCAAGACAUUGAGGGCCAGCUCUACAGCUUGCCUAGACAAAACAGGUGUGCUCAGCUUUUGCCACACCUCGCCCAUGCCACUGCUGGUGGGACUCCCCCUUCCUCAGGGGAUGUGUUUUUUGUGGAGACAUCAGAGAGAACUAACCCCAGUUACUUGUUCAUGUGCUCUGUGGAGUCAGCAGCCAGGAUGCACCCAGAGACAAGGAUUGUGGUGCUCAUGAAAGGCUUGGCAAAUGGGAAUGCCUCGUUACCCAACCACUGGGCAUUCUUUUUGCUGAACUGCUUCCCUAAUGUAGAAUUCCAGACACUCAACCUGACAGAGCUUUUCUCUGGAACACCUCUGGCAAAGUGGUUCUUGCAGGCUCAGCAGCGCUGGGAGCCUUAUUUCUUACCUGUCCUCUCUGAUGCCUGCAGAAUUGCCAUAAUGUGGAAAUUUGGUGGCAUCUAUCUGGACACAGACUUUAUUGUACUUAAGAACUUAAAGAACCUCACCAAUGCACUCGGUAUGCAAUCUCAGAAUGUACUGAACGGGGCCUUUCUGUCCUUUGAACCCAAACAUGAGUUCAUGGAGCUUUGCUUACAGGACUUUGUGGAUAAUUACAAUGGCUGGAUCUGGGCACAUCAGGGCCCACAGCUGCUAACACGUGUCUUCAAGAAGUGGUGCUCCAUCAGUGAGAUCCAGAACGGUAUGAACUGCAAAGGCGUGAGUGCUCUUGCCCCAGAAGCCAUGUAUCCUGUUCCCUGGGAGGACUGGAAGAAGCUAUUUGAAGCCAUCAGCUCCUUGGAGCUUCAGAAGCUUCUUAAGAACACAUAUGCGGUGCACGUGUGGAACAAACUGAGCCACGGCACAAGGCUAGAGAUCACAUCCCAGGCUUUGCUGGCUCAGCUGUAUUCUCAGUUCUGCCCUGCCACAUACACAAGGAUGAAGAAUGACUACAAAGAGAAGUCAGGGCAUACAAUGUGACCCAUGUGACAGCUCAGUGAUUUUGCAGCAUUUCUGAUACCUGUCUCAGAUCCUCCACGCUUUCAAAGUACCGCCAGACCUGAGUUUGGACUCUUGUUCUUCAGUAACCCUGGAUGCUGCAGGGAAGAGUGAACUUGUUCAUCAGUUGCUCCUCUCUUGCUGCUCUCUCCCUCAGUGAGCAAGGCCUGAAAAGCCUCUGGUGUAGUUCCAGCUGCUGUAGGAACCCUUGGCUUUCUCUCUGUAAUGAUUCUAAAUGUGUAAAUAAAUGCAAGCCCAUGGUGUUGAACACUGUUCAGAGGAGCUUAGGACCAUGUUCUCUGGGCGAUAAAGAUUCUUCUUUCUGAUUCUUCUGAAUAUGUGUCAAUUGUUUGAAGAAAAGGAAAACUUUUUAAAUCCCUGUGUGGCUCAGUGUAAAGUUUUUCUUGCUUUCCAAAGGUACUGUACUACAACUGAUCUUGUCUAGAAUUUUCCAUUCAACAGUGACAGACUGACUUUUUUUGUCCUUUUCUGAAAAAGAAAUAAUGAAAUGCAGUCACAUUACCAGUAUGAGAAAAGAUCUUUGUUUUGCUGAAGAAAUACUUGUGGGAUAUGUAUAUGUAGCCAAUACUUCUCACAGUCUCCAAGGGUUUCAGCAUCUGCUUCCUCUCACUGGGUUAUUGUUCACAUUGUGGAAGAAGAGGGGUAGGCAUGUCCUAUCAGCAGCAGGAUCAGUGGCCAAGUCCAGGGCUAGGACUUGGCCACUAGGACCAAUGUCCCCAGUGACAUCUUCCUGUUGUUUCCAAUGGUUUCUGCAGUGUCAUUCAUUUUACUCUAAUGCAGGUUACACAAACUGCAGGCAUCAGUGCAUGUAUGGGAACACAGGACUUUUAGAGGUAUGUGAGAAAGCUGACUGUGACUUCCAGCAAACUUGGGCAGAGCCAAUGCAGUGGCAGAUCUGCUGUUGAUCUGAUAUGAAUCUGUUGAUCUGAUGUGAAUCUUGAUUUGAUCUGAUUCUCAUAUGUGAAUGUGUUUCCUGCGUGUCUGGGGCAUUGUAAUUGUAAAAAUGCACUUGAAUUUAUCUUCUUAUGAAAUGCAAAAAGGAAGUUCUGCUUGUACCAAACCAAAGUCCUUUGUCUGGAAGUCAAAUUGUAAACAAUGUUUGGUUAUUGCUCUUUCAACUAUGCAGUAGGUAACAAAAAAGAAGACCAUUUUUAUCAACUUUAAUUUGACCUUUUCCUAAAUUCCAUUAUCUGCUGAAAGGUACAGUGCUGUCAUGCAUGAAGGAAAGCAGAUUUUAAGUUUGAUUCAAUUUCAGUUUGACUUAAUAUGAAUAACAGUAUGUUUAUCAUUCACUGAGCCAUGGCACCCUGUUGAUUAAAUGUUCCAUUGCAGAUCAAAAA
Colius striatus (speckled mousebird) is the source of this 6232-nucleotide messenger RNA. RefSeq names its product lactosylceramide 4-alpha-galactosyltransferase. Gene Ontology annotation, molecular function: acetylglucosaminyltransferase activity. The transcript has 6 exons. The coding region runs from base 3669 to 4853 and encodes 394 amino acids. NCBI's taxonomy places the organism in Eukaryota, Metazoa, Chordata, Aves, Coliiformes, Coliidae. Gene Ontology annotation, biological process: protein O-linked glycosylation. The record is from RefSeq and is a predicted model, not a curated record.